This is a messenger RNA of Neocloeon triangulifer, 653 nucleotides long. It is a transcript of the gene ND-B17.2, whose product is annotated as probable NADH dehydrogenase [ubiquinone] 1 alpha subcomplex subunit 12. Gene Ontology annotation, biological process: response to oxidative stress; mitochondrial respiratory chain complex I assembly. Bases 85 to 516 code for a protein of 143 amino acids. The transcript has 4 exons. The record is from RefSeq and is a predicted model, not a curated record. Gene Ontology annotation, cellular component: membrane. Lineage: Eukaryota; Metazoa; Arthropoda; Insecta; Ephemeroptera; Baetidae.
AGGGCGCUGUUUUUCAACACAGCUGUUUUCGACGCACUCUCGCCUCGAUUUUGCAGACAAUUUUCGGCCGAAAAUUCGCCGAAAAUGGGCAAAUUCCUCGGGCUGGACAAAGUGGGCCGUCUCUUCGAAAUCAUCCGGCAAAAUGGAGGCAUCAGGGCUUCCCUGGCCAAAAUUUACAGGAUGGACGAACUGAAAUCGGGAACCCUCAUCGGCGAGGACAAGUACGGAAACAAAUACUACGAGAAUAAAAUGUAUUUUUACGGACGAAAUCGAUGGGUUGAUUACAAUGAAAAGCUGGCACUUGACUAUGACGGAAGCCAGGUGCCCGCCGAAUGGUUUGGAUGGCUCCACUACAAGACAGAUAUCCCUCCCAACAAAGACCCCACUAGGGUGAAAUACGCAUGGAUGGCUGACCACACUGAAAACCUUUCAGGCACCUCAGGUGCUUACAUGCCCUACAGCACGGUGCCUCCAAAAAUCCAAGCGUGGGUGCCCCCAAAGCCCAAGUCUUCGUAGUCCUAAGUUUGUAAAUAAAACUGAUAUAGAUGCUCCUGGUAAUUGUUCAUUAAAGAUAAUAUGUUAAAAUAAUUUUGAAUUUUACCUUAAAAUAUUUCAUAUUAUCCUUCUUUCAGUAUAAGCUAAAUUUUACUGGA